AUGUACUUCACCAGCUGCUCCACGGGCUGCCAGCCGGCCAGCUGCACCCCCAGCUCCUGCCAGACAUCCUGCUGUGUGCCCGUGAGCUGCCAGACGUCCUGCUGUACCCCCAGCUCCUGCCAGACGUCCUGCUACGUGCCCAGUCCCUGCCAGGUGACCUGCUGCGUGCCUGUGAGCUGCCAGACGUCCUGCUGCACCCCCAGCCCCUGCCAGACGUCCUGCUGCGUGCCCAUGAGCUACAAGCCUGCUGUGUGCCUGCCCGUGAGCUGCAAGCCAGUUGUGUGCCUUCCCGUGAGCUACAAGCCCAUUGUGUAUGUGGCCCCCUCCUGCCAGUCCUCAGGGGGCUGCCAGCCCUCCUGCCCCACCCUGGUCUGCAGGCCUGUCCCCUGUGGCAUCCCUAAUUGCAGCUGA
Molecule: messenger RNA, 411 nt
Organism: Mirounga angustirostris (Northern elephant seal)
Lineage: Eukaryota; Metazoa; Chordata; Mammalia; Carnivora; Phocidae
Product: keratin-associated protein 12-1-like
Exons: 1
Coding region: 1-411 (136 amino acids)
Cellular component (GO): keratin filament
Source: RefSeq, a predicted model, not a curated record